This is a messenger RNA of Microstroma glucosiphilum, 954 nucleotides long. RefSeq names its product alpha/beta-hydrolase. The transcript has 3 exons. The record is from RefSeq and is a predicted model, not a curated record. The annotation marks the transcript as partial. Gene Ontology annotation, molecular function: monoacylglycerol lipase activity; phosphatidylcholine lysophospholipase A1 activity. Gene Ontology annotation, cellular component: endoplasmic reticulum membrane. Lineage: Eukaryota; Fungi; Basidiomycota; Exobasidiomycetes; Microstromatales; Microstromataceae. Gene Ontology annotation, biological process: phosphatidylserine catabolic process; monoacylglycerol catabolic process.
GCCAACAAGGCUGCGGCAGCGCCCUCGCCGCUCCCUUCAACCCACAGAACGCUACGGAGGAGGAUAGCGCGAUGGUUCCUCAUCGCUCUGGCGUCGUAUGUCUGUUUCAUCUUCUCCCUGACGAUUCCCGUAGUGCAGAAACACUUCGUCUUUGCCCACGCCAUCAAAUUUCCCUUCUUUGCCGACUUCGACGCACCCGAGGAAUAUGGCCUUGCGCCCAACAAGACACGUAAUAUGCGCCUCAAGGGCGUCGAUGGCAACUUUAUAGGUGCCUGGCACGUUUUGCCCGAUGCCGUGUAUCGCUCUCAAACAAAUAGCGGCAGCAAUGAGUCUGAAGUAUUCCAGCGUGCCCUCUGCACUCAUCCCGUCGUAAUCUACCUGCAUGGCAACGCAGCAAACAGAGCCGCGCCGUUCCGGACGGCGGCGUAUGCCCAGCUUUCCAGUCGCCUACAGGCCAAUGUGGUGGCCAUUGACUACCGCGGCUUCGGCGACUCGCAAGGUACACCAAGCGAAGAGGGACUGAACGCUGACGCCAGACUUGCGUGGGACUGGGUACAGGAGAUGCGUCGGGCGUGCGAGCCACUGCACUCGCCAGGCAAAGAUGUUCUAGUAAUGGGUCAGUCGCUUGGUACCGGGCCAGCUACAGCGCUGACACUCCAGCUUGCGAUGCAAGGAACUCCUCCUCAGGGUCUGGUCUUACUAGCUCCCUAUCGAUCCUUCAGUCAGCUCGCAGCCGGCUUCAGGAUCGGAGGGAUCCUACCCGUUCUCCUUCCUGCUCUCUACCUUUUCCCUUAUGCCCAGGCCGGGCUGGAUCUUGCACUCCGUACAAAGUUUGACAGUGAGGGGGCACUGGCUGCAGGACAGGCCUCUACUUGGCCGCACGUCGUGAUCAGUCACGCCAUCAACGACGACGUCAUACCUCACUCACACGGUCAGGCGAUCUUCGACAAGCUG